GGGGCUCGUAGUUCGCGCGGUUUGUCGGUGCAGCGCGCACGUGGGUGGAAAAAAAGUUUUCGCAGCUCUUUCCGAAAGUAGUUUUGGUUUCCGGAAUUAAUUCAUCCCGAAGAUGAGCACGAAGCGCAAGGCGGGCGCCGAAAAACACGGCAGGAGAAAGAAGACUCACACCAACACCUGCACCAACAGUGCCGUUAGUGUCCUGACCCAUGAAUACGAGACACCGCCUCAACUUCUGGAGUUUCUGCUGGCGCCAUUGUCACUAGAGGUUUUCAUGUCGAAGCACUGGGAGCAAGAGCCCUUUGUUUCACAGAAUCGUCCCAGCCAGGCAAAAUAUUGGUCACCGCUUUUUGGCAAGGACCGUUUCUUUGAUUUGCUGAAAGAGAAACAAAUCUACUUUGCGAAGGAUGUCGCUGUGUGCAAGUACGAAGAUGGGAAGAGGACAAACUUUGAGAGGCAUGGUCGAGUCACAGAAGCUAAGAUGAAGAAGUUGUUUGAAGGCGACAAAGCCACCUUGCAAAUCCACCAGCCACAACGAUGGGUGGAUGGCUUCUGGGAAGUGCUAGAGAAACUGGAGUGCUUCUUUGGCUGUCUUGUCGGCUGUAAUGUCUACAUCACUCCUCCAUCUGCACAAGGUUUGGCUCCUCAUUAUGAUGAUGUUGAGGUAUUUAUUGUUCAAUUGGAAGGUGAGAAAUGCUGGAAGCUUUACAAGCCACCUGUAGAGUUGCCUCGCACCUACAGCAAGGAUUUCAAUGCAGAUGAAAUUGGCCAGCCAACUCAUGAGUUUACGCUCAAGCCAGGAGACUUGCUGUACAUGCCACGGGGGACCAUCCACCAGGCUUUGACACCAGAGUCUUCAGGCACUCACUCCACACAUGUCACCAUAAGCACCUACCAGAACCACACAAUGGGCGAUUGUCUUAAGAGUCUAGCACCAGAUUUAAUUGAUGCUGCUCAGGACUCCUGCCUACAACUUAGAAGAGGUCUUCCCAUGCAAUUUCUUCCGCAUUCGAGACUAACCAAGGCCGACGUGGAGGCUGCCCUCGAGGCCGUUUUGAAGCACGUCAAAAACAUCGACGGUCCAAUGCCUGUAGCUGAAGAUCUUGUUCAUGACUUCAUGCGUACACGGCUGCCUCCUUUUGGUGUGGACCGUCUGGCCAUCUCAGAGGCGACACCAGAUGGAGAGGCACCGGGGCUGAAUGAUCGCAUCAGGUUUCGUUACCCAAGCCACGUGACUUACACAGUGGAGGGUGACCUGAGUGAAGGUGACGAUAUUGCCAGUGAGUCUUCAUACUCACUUGCUGAGCAGCCACAACAGCAGAAUCAUGCCAAGAAAAUGGUGCUGCUUCUUACAUCAGUGUUUAACAACAGGGAAAAGCACAUGGUUUCUGCGAGUGAAGAAGAUGAAGAGGAGGAGGAGUUAGGGUGCUGAAAGCUACACUGGAAGGGUUCAAGAAGACUCAUCCUUUUGUUAGUACGCGUCACCACCAUAAGCACUUUCUUUUCUGAAUUUUUCUUUGGACGCCUGGCUUACUUCCAGUGUGAUCGCGAGCACGCAGGCAUGUGGUAGCAUCUUGUGGCAGCUGCAGUCACUAUGCAGUUCAUUAUCUUUAAACGAGUCAUAGUCGUGGGAUUUGGUUUUAUUGAACUGUCAUUUGUGUUUAUGAUGCCAUUUUUUGAGAGAAGAGGGAACAAUUUCCAGCUUACUUUGAGAAUGAAUGUCGAAUUUCAGGCCGCGUGCUGCAUUAUAUCGUUCGGCUUGCGUGUUUUCAAGAUUCUCGAGUGUUCAUCGGCAGUGUUUUCUGACCAUGCCGAAAAAGUGUUGUGGGCCCCUUUAAAUUAUAUUGCUUGGACAGCUUGCAUGCUUUUUUUUUCUAAAGGUAUAAUGCUUUUGUAUUGAAAAGUUUUCCACUAUAGAGUUGAAGUUACUGACUGCAAAAGUAAGAAUCUUGCAUACUCUUGAGCACCUAUGAUUAAGGCAUAAUAGGUAUCAAAUAUAAAGAUGAUUGUUGUCACAUGUAUUGUACUUGGGUAACAGUGGUGCCUCGGAUGUUUUCAUUUCUACCAUGUUCAUUUGUCAGCUCUGCCAUCAAAUGUAGUAUGACAAAUUCGCGACAAAUUUGCUGUGGCUUUGGUUCAACAGCCUGUUUGGUCUAGAUAGAGGAAUCCCUAUUUCAAACCUGCAAGAGGUGUCGGCAAGAGGGCAGCGGUAGGACUAUUGAGAGUUCACCUUUUGUUGCACAAUUGCAAGUGAAAAAAAAAA
This is a messenger RNA of Rhipicephalus microplus (southern cattle tick), 2263 nucleotides long. RefSeq names its product ribosomal oxygenase 2. The record is from RefSeq and is a predicted model, not a curated record. NCBI's taxonomy places the organism in Eukaryota, Metazoa, Arthropoda, Arachnida, Ixodida, Ixodidae. Gene Ontology annotation, molecular function: histone H3K4 demethylase activity; histone H3K36 demethylase activity. Gene Ontology annotation, cellular component: nucleolus.